GUACCCGGAAGCCGCCCGCGGUGAGACCUGGAGCACCCCUCUAAUUUUCUUAGCUCUGUGACUCACAGCUCGGUUCCGCCCUCCUGCGCGAUACGGAGCCUUUUGUGCCUGGGCGGCCCCGGUAAAGAGACCGGAAGCGCUGCCAUGGAGACCCCUGGCGGCGCCGGAAGGAGCUGGGCCGUUGGGCGUUCGAGCGGAGACAGCGGCGGGGCGCACAUCGAAGGCGGCGAGCGCGCCUUCGGAUCGCCGGGACUAUCCCGUGGCGGGUGACGUCAAGGCACGCGACCGGACCUCCCCGGGCAGCCCCCCCAUCCCCUCCCCCGCCAUGGCCGUUCGCGCCGUCCCGCCGUUCUGGGACAGCCGCAGCCGCGCCCUGGAGCAGCAGCUGGUGCGGCGGCGGGAGCAGGAGGCCCGCCUGCGCCGGCAGUGGGAGCUGCACAGCCGCUCCUUCCAGCAGUCCGCGCUGCGCAGCCGCAAACAGGCCGAGUGGAGCUCGCGCCGCUCCUUCCAGCAGAGCAUGGAGGCGCAUGGCCGGGAGCGGCUGAAGGAGGAGGCGGCGGCGGGCCUGGAGCGGCGGCGGCGGCGGCUGCGGGAGCUGCUGUGGCGGGAGCGCGAGGGUCUGGCGGCCGAGCUGCGGGGGCUGCGGAGCGGCGGGGCGGCCGAGCUGGAGGAGAAGAGGCAGCGGAGCCAGGAGCUGCGCUCAGCCAGGGAGGAGCGGCGGAAGCAGGUGGCGGAGGAUCGUCUCUACGACUGCUGGAGGAAGAGCAGCGCGAAGCUCCGAGAGGUCAGCUCCGAGCUGCACAAGAAGCAGGUGGUGGAGGCCUGGGGGGACCAGCUGGCGCUGAAGCAACAGCGAGAAGCGGCAGAUCAGGAAGAGAGAGUCCGCUCCGAGAACCAGUACGAGAGAGCCCGCAGAGCAGCCCUGGAGCGGCUGGAGGAGCAGCAGCAGCGCAGGAAGCAGGCCGAGGAGAAGCAGGCCGAGGUCCUGCGGCAGCAGAUGGCGGAGCUCCAGCUGCGGGACGUGGAGGCCACCAAGCUGAAGGAGGAGGAGGAGAGCCUGCUGAAGCAGCAUUGGGAGCUCCAAGCCCUGGAAGCCGAGCGGAAGCUGAAGGAGCAGCAGCAGAAGAAGGUGGAGCUUGGGCGCUUUCUGAAGCAUCAGGUCCAGGCCCAGCUGAGGAAACGGGUUCAGCAGGUCCAGGAAGAGCUGGAGAAGGACAGGCAGAUUCUCCUGGCCCUGUCUGAGAAGGACGAGCAGGACCAGCGCCUGGAGUCCUCCCGGCGGGAAGAAGCCGUGGCUGCAGUGGCCUGGAUGAAGGAGGUCAUUGAAAAGCAGCUGCAGCUGGAAAGAGAACGAGAGGCGGAGCUGGAGACCAUCUUCAGGGAGGAAGCCAGGCAGGUUUGGGAGAAGCGAGAGGAAGAGUGGGGGAGAGAGCGGAAGGCCCGGGACAGGCUCAUGGCAGAGGUCCUGGCCGAGAGGGAGCAGCAGGUCCAGCAGAAGAUGGAGCAGAACCGGCAGGCCCAGCAGGAGUCCGUGAGGUUCCGGGAGCAGCUGAUCCAGCAGCUGGAAGAGGCCAGGCAGCUGACCCAGUGCGAACAGCAGGCGGGGGUAGAGCGGAAAACCGCCCGCAAGCAGGAGCUGCAGGCCCAGCUCACGGAGCGGCAGCGGCAGCAACAGGAGGAGCUCCAGCGCCAGCAGGAGGCGGCCACAGAGGCCCAGCUGCGAGAGCAGCAGCUGCAGGAGCUGGAGCAGCUGGAGGCCAGGCGCAUGGUGGAGGCCUGCUAUCGCAGACAGUGCCACAGCUACCCCAAAGCUGCCUGGAGCUGAAGAAGAUUCUGCGUUCUGGGUCUGGGGGGCCGAGAACCUCUUUGGCGGCUGCUUCCUGCUGUCUGACAGUCUGCUUGGAUCCUGCUGGGACGCUAGGAGACUAAAAGGGGUGGGCUGGCUGCCCCAGGAGUGGUCUUCCUGCCCCCCCCCACCCCCCCGAGCAGCUGCUACCUAGGGGCUGUUGCCCAGGAUAGAAGAGUGGCAGCGAAGGUGAUGGAUAAUCGGUGCUUAGAGGGUCAAUAAAGU
This is a messenger RNA of Notechis scutatus (mainland tiger snake), 2071 nucleotides long. RefSeq names its product trichoplein keratin filament binding (gene TCHP). Gene Ontology annotation, cellular component: keratin filament. Gene Ontology annotation, biological process: apoptotic process. NCBI's taxonomy places the organism in Eukaryota, Metazoa, Chordata, Lepidosauria, Squamata, Elapidae. The record is from RefSeq and is a predicted model, not a curated record.